Molecule: messenger RNA, 903 nt
Organism: Trichobilharzia szidati
Lineage: Eukaryota; Metazoa; Platyhelminthes; Trematoda; Strigeidida; Schistosomatidae
Source: the annotation of a GenBank genome assembly
AUGGAUUACAUUAAAUUAAGUGAAGCUCCUCAAUGGUUCAAUUCACAAAUGAAAAGUAACAUUCAAAAUCACUCAGCUUUCCAUGAUCACGAUCACUAUUCCCUGAAUCAUCCGAAGCGGAUAAUUCCAUCGUAUAAGUUUAUUGGUCAAAUGGAAAAUAAUAAUAAUAAUAAUCAAAUAAAUACAAAGACCAAACCGCUGAAAUCAAAACCGCUUCUUCGUCCGCCUACAUCCAACACAGGGAUUGAAACCUCUACAAAUGAUGCAAACAGUCUUACAGUGAAAACAAGGACGAAACAUCAGAAUCAUGUCAGUCAGCAUAUUCAUCAUCACCAUCAUCAACAUCAUCAUCAGCAGCAACAGCAAAAUGAACAGCACUCACGUGAUCGCAAGCAUAGGCGUAAUCGCACCACUUUUACAACUUUCCAAUUACAUGAAUUAGAAUGUGCAUUUGAGCAUAGUCAUUAUCCAGACGUUUUAAACAGAGAAGAAUUAGCCGCGAAAAUUAGGCUGCCGGAAGUUCGAGUUCAGGUUUGGUUCCAGAAUAGACGGGCGAAAUGGAGACGUCAAGAAAAACAAGAGGCUAUAAUCCAUACGAAAAAUCUUGAAGAGGCGUUACCAUAUCUCAAAAAGCAUAAUAUUAAUAAUAAUAAUACUACGUCCUCUGAGAUGAAUCCAUUGAAAACAGAAAUUCAUCCAUCAGACAUUAAUAAUAAAACUGAAUUAUAUGCUCAUGAUGCCAAUAGUUCAUUAUACCAGGUCUCUCCUUAUCUGCAUGAAACGUAUUUUUCGAAUCCGAAAGAAGUUUACAGCAUGUUACCAAAUAUUAUAAAUCCAAUACAGUCGAUGUUCAUGACAAAUGACUACCUAAAGUCACAUCACUUAAAUGAUAGUUCUGGGUGA